AACCUCAUGUUCUUAAAGUGCUUUCUCAUAAAUAAAUAAAAACUUAAAUUUCUAGAAAUUCAACUUCCUUUUAUUUCAUCAAGAAAUCUUCACACACACUAAUGAGUUCUAAGAUAAACUUCUCAAGCCCACCAAUACCAUGCAAAUUCCACACCAAAAAACCAAAUCCUCUAAAAAGAAACACUGUCAUCUUCUCUUCCUUUUCUUCAAGUGAAAAACAACAAAAAAUCAUUUCCACCAUAAUUGAAACUCCAUCAAAUGAUAAUAAGGCUUACACUAUCAACUUCAAGACAAAAAGUGCUUGCAAGCUUGGAAUUUCAAGGUAUCCUGAUUUUGAAUAUGAUGCUGAAGGAGGAAUAGGAAAUGGUUUUGGUGCAAAGGCAAAAAAUCAAGAUGAUAAUGAUAUUAUUCUUGUUUCGUUUGAUCUUGAAACAUUGUAUAUUCCAUCGUUAACAAGCUCUACUACUAAGUUUCUUGGAUUGUCAUUGCCACCAUUCUUGAGGAUUGAUAUUGUUCCAGAAGCUUUCCAUGGAAGUAUUAAUCAAGAAUCUGGCAAGGUUGAUCUUGAGUUUAAGGCCAAGUUCUUGUUUUCUGCUGGUAGUAUCUAUAAGGCUCCACCGCUGAUUGUGAAGACAGUGUUAACAUCUGAAGAAUCAAAGGGAAGAAUGAAGAGUGGAAGAGGCAUGAGGUUGGAUGAAGAAGGAAAAUGCAGACUUGUUGGUGUGGCAACAGUUGAUCCUAUUGACGAUUUCAUUAUGAAUUCUUUCCUUGGCCUACCAACUGAAUGUCUUGCUGAGUUAAAUGCUGUGAUAUCUAUUAAAUAAUCGAUUAUUCGAUGAAUUUAAAAAACAAACUUUCCUUUUAUUAAAGGACCAAAGGAAGUACUAAGAUAGGAGGAAUAUGCAUAGCUAGAGACAUGACUUUUCAUUCAUGAUGACAGAAUAGUUGCAAAAUCAGGAAAUUGUCUUCAAAAUCAUCUUCCAAAAUAUAUUGUUGUACACUCAACAAAAUACAGCCACUUGAAUGCAUGAUUCUUGUUUCAUUCA
Molecule: messenger RNA, 1046 nt
Organism: Lathyrus oleraceus (garden pea)
Lineage: Eukaryota; Viridiplantae; Streptophyta; Magnoliopsida; Fabales; Fabaceae
Exons: 2
Coding region: 102-824 (240 amino acids)
Source: RefSeq, a predicted model, not a curated record